This is a messenger RNA of Biomphalaria glabrata, 1377 nucleotides long. RefSeq lists its product as uncharacterized. The transcript has a single exon. The coding region runs from base 1 to 1377 and encodes 458 amino acids. The record is from RefSeq and is a predicted model, not a curated record. NCBI's taxonomy places the organism in Eukaryota, Metazoa, Mollusca, Gastropoda, Planorbidae.
AUGGUCAAACAAGAGAACAUUGAUCACACCACUACACAAUCCCUAGACAAACAAGAGAACAUUGAUCACACCAAUACACAAUCCCUAGACAAACAAGAGAACAUUGAUCACACCAAUACACAAUCCCUAGACAAACAAGAGAACAUUGAUCACACCAAUACACAAUCCCUAGACAAACAAGAGAACAUUGAUCAUACCAAUACACAAUCCCUAGACAAACAAGAGAACAUUGAUCACACCAAUACACAAUCCCUAGACAAACAAGAGAACAUUGAUCACACCAAUACACAAUCCCUAGACAAACAAGAGAACAUUGAUCAUACCAAUACACAAUCCCUAGACAAACAAGAGAACAUUGAUCACACCAAUACACAAUCCCUAGACAAACAAGAGAACAUUGAUCACACCAAUACACAAUCCCUAGACAAACAAGAGAACAUUGAUCAUACCAAUACACAAUCCCUAGACAAACAAGAGAACAUUGAUCACACCAAUACACAAUCCCUAGACAAACAAGAGAACAUUGAUCACACCAAUACACAAUCCCUAGACAAACAAGAGAACAUUGAUCACACCAAUACACAAUCCCUAGACAAACAAGAGAACAUUGAUCACACCAAUACACAAUCCCUAGACAAACAAGAGAACAUUGAUCACACCAAAACACAAUCCCUAGACAAACAAGAGAACAUUGAUCAUACCAAUACACGAUCCCUAGACAAACAAGAGAACAUUGAUCACACCAAUACACAAUCCCUAGACAAACAAGAGAACAUUGAUCACACCAAUACACAAUCCCUAGACAAACAAGAGAACAUUGAUCACACCAAUACACAAUCCCUAGACAAACAAGAGAACAUUGAUCACACCAAUACACAAUCCCUAGACAAACAAGAGAACAUUGAUCACACCAAUACACAAUCCCUAGACAAACAAGAGAACAUUGAUCACACCAAUACACAAUCCCUAGACAAACAAGAGAACAUUGAUCAUACCAAUACACAAUCCCUAGACAAACAAGAGAACAUUGAUCAUACCAAUACACAAUCCCUAGACAAACAAGAGAACAUUGAUCAUACCAAUACACAAUCCCUAGACAAACAAGAGAACAUUGAUCACACCAAUACACAAUCCCUAGACAAACAAGAGAACAUUGAUCAUACCAAUACACGAUCCCUAGACAAACAAGAGAACAUUGAUCACACCAAUACACAAUCCCUAGACAAACAAGAGAACAUUGAUCAUACCAAUACACAAUCCCUAGACAAACAAGAGAACAUUGAUCAUACCAAUACACGAUCCCUAGACAAACAAGAGAACAUUGAUCACACCACUACACACUCCCUAGACUGCCCUAGACAAACAAGAAAACAUUGA